This is a messenger RNA of Ostreococcus tauri, 1554 nucleotides long. Its product is annotated as Leucine-rich repeat, ribonuclease inhibitor subtype. Gene Ontology annotation, biological process: nucleocytoplasmic transport; activation of GTPase activity. Gene Ontology annotation, cellular component: perinuclear region of cytoplasm; nucleus; cytosol. The record is from RefSeq and is a predicted model, not a curated record. The transcript has a single exon. Bases 1 to 1554 code for a protein of 517 amino acids. Lineage: Eukaryota; Viridiplantae; Chlorophyta; Mamiellophyceae; Mamiellales; Bathycoccaceae. Gene Ontology annotation, molecular function: GTPase activator activity; small GTPase binding.
AUGAAGGCACAGGGCGGCGGCGGUGGAAUCGUCGCCCCCGCGGGAGGCGGUGAAGGUGGUGAAGAUGCGACGUCGACCAUGCCGUCGAUGGGCGGCGACAGCGGUGGCAUAGCAGUCACAGAAGGCGCUGGCAUGGAUGGACCGGUUUCGAUGAACGGACCGCCAAAGGCAAAGAAGCAACAGCAGAAGGUAAUCACGGGCAAGGCUCGGCGCAUGCUUCGCGACGUUAUGGACGAACUGCGACGCGUGGCCACUGUUGACGUGAGUGGGAAGAACCUCGGCGACGAGGGUGCGUGCUUCAUCGCGGAAGCGUUUGCGUACAACAAUGUCGCCUCGUGCGUGGACAUGAGCGCAAACGGUAUCGGUCUCGACGGUACCACCGCCCUCUGUGAGGCGCUCAAGUGCAACGACACGCUCACGAUGCUUUCGCUGGCGAGCAAUCCGAUCGGCGACGACGGCGCCAAGGUCUUGGCGGAGUACCUGAAGGUUGACAAGAAAAUCACGACGCUCAACCUGAACGCGUGCUCCAUCGGCGACGAAGGCGCCAAGGCCAUCGCGGAGGCCCUCAAGAUGAACACAACAAUAAUUUCGCUCGAGAUGAACAAUAACAUGGUCGAUUACGAGGGUUCGGGGGCAAUGGCUCAGGCUCUGGCGCAGAAUACCACGUUGGAGCUGCUGGCUUUGAACGGGAACUACGUCGGCGCGCUCGGCGCCUCCUCGUUCGGAGCCGCGCUCAAGGAAAACACGGGUCUACGCUCGCUCCAGCUCAAUGGGAACGACAUCGGGAACGAGGGUUGUAUCAAAUUGUGCGAGGGUUUGGCGGCGCGCUCGGAGAAGAUCAACAAUCUAGACCUCGGGAACAACUCGAUCGGACCGGCUGCGGGACCGGCGCUUCGCGAUUACCUCAAGGUUGAUGACUCUUUGACACAUCUCAACUUGUACAUGAACGAGCUCGCGAACGAUGGCUGUGCCGCGAUCGCCGAAGCGCUCAAGGAUAACAAGAAGAUCGAGAUGCUCGACAUCGGUGGCAACAACAUUGGCGGUUACGGCGCCGAGCAACUCGCGCUCGCGCUUCGAGACAACUCGUCGCUGACCACGCUUGAACUCGGUUAUAACCCGAUCGGCGUGCCAGGCGGCAAAGCUUUGGCGGAGACCGUCAAGUUCCACGGAGCCUUGGGUACGAUGCGCAUGGGGUGGUGCAAGAUUGGCAAGGAGGGCGGUUUCGCGUUUGCGGAGGCAAUCAAGUAUUCGCAGUCUCUCGCCGUUUUGGACCUACGCGGGAACGAUCUGGGUGACGACGGUGUCGCCGCGCUUUCGCAGUCUCUGGCCGUUGUGAAUGAAGUCCUGACCAAUUUGGACCUUGGCUACAACGAAAUCAAGGACAAGGGCGCGUUCGCGCUCGCGCAGGCGAUCAAGAACAACGCCGAGGGCUCGCUGCAGACGCUCAGCAUCAACAACAACUAUCUCACCAAGUUCGGCGAGGUCGCGCUCACCGAGGCGGUCGAACUCGUGGAGGAGAUGAACCCGGAUCGAGAUCUGUACAUUCAGUUCUAA